Molecule: messenger RNA, 1342 nt
Organism: Sitodiplosis mosellana (orange wheat blossom midge)
Lineage: Eukaryota; Metazoa; Arthropoda; Insecta; Diptera; Cecidomyiidae
Product: pickpocket protein 28-like
Exons: 6
Coding region: 168-1145 (325 amino acids)
Biological process (GO): sodium ion transmembrane transport
Cellular component (GO): membrane
Molecular function (GO): ligand-gated sodium channel activity
Source: RefSeq, a predicted model, not a curated record
CGAAGGAAGACACUUUUCUCUUCUGCAGAUAUGGUGGACGGGAUUUCAAUUGUUCAUCCAUAUUCUCGAUCAUUUUGACCGACGCUGGAUUUUGCUUCAGAUUCAAUGGGCUAAAUAGAAAGUUUUUCUUCAAUUCAGACUCUGUAACUCCUGAAGAAAAACAAAAAAUGUGGACUGUAGAACGAGGUUAUUCAUCGGAUUUUCAAGAAAAUAUAGACAAAUACCCUCGGCCCGGAGUAGCAUCUGGAAACGAGCAAGGUAUAAAUCUCAUCAUGAAGGCAGAUGUAGAUGACUACUUCUGCUCUUCAACCGAAUCUUUUGGAUUUAAGGUACUCAUCCAUAAUCCAAACGAUUUACCGAUGAUCAAGAAUUUAGGAAUGGCCAUACCAUCCAAUUUUGAAUCACGUUUUGCCAUAAGUCCAACCCUUGCUAUAGGAGCACCAUCCAUUAGAAGUCUGGCGAUUGAUGUUCGAAAGUGUAUCUUUCAGAGUGAAAAUUUUCUAUCAUAUUUUAGCACGUAUUCAGAAACUAAUUGUAUCACCGAAUGCGAGACAAAAAUUUUACUAAAAAAUUGUGGCUGUAUCAAACAUUUUCAACCGAUGCGACACCCGAAUAUGUCGAUAUGUGGCACUGCUGAUACUAGCUGUAUCAACACUGUCGAUCAUAAGAUUUUUAUGAAACAGAACCCGUUAUUCAGUUGUAGUCAUUGUUUGCCGGGAUGUUUUGCUUUAAAUUACGAUAUAUCAUUUUCAACAGCCAUGAUAUUCGACAGAUUGCCAUUUUUGCGAGAGAGAAAGCUUAAAUCAAAGGAUGUGGCUAUUCUUCACAUCUAUUACAGCCAAACGAUGUUUCGAGCGCAGAAAAAAGAGGAGUUGGUCGGCUUUGCCGAAUUUCUAGCCAAUUUGGGUGGUUUGCUGGGCUUAUUUUUGGGCUUUAGCGGACUUUCGGUUAUUGAAAUAUUCUACUUCAUUUCGAUUAGGCCGUACUGCCAAUUUCUUCGACUUUCAAAUGCUAGGCGAGAGCUAAUGAAGAAAUUGACUCGAAAAAUAGAAGAGAUACGACACGGGCAGCAUUCUCCGAACAUUAUGGCAGUUCAGCCAAAAUUAAGCUUUGACCAAACCUAUUAUCAACGUCACUUGGAUUAAUUUCGAAAUUUCAACAAUAUUCCACAUAAUGAUUGGUUUGCUUUACGGUGUUUUUGCCCACGUGCAAUUUAAAUCAUGAAAAUAAUUACUCAAAUUUCAAUUUAUUUCAAGAACUUCAUUAAAAUACUGCACCAAAUGUGAUUUGAAUGAACUUAUAGAUUUGAUCCAGAUUACAAUUAAAAUAAAAUAUCCCCAUG